CGCCGGAAAUUGUCGGCGAGGCCGCUCCGAAGAUGGCGUAUCAGAGCCUGCAGCAGGAAUACCUUCAGAUCCCCCUGGUGACCCGGGCGUACACCACCGCCUGUGUGCUCACCACCGCCGCCGUGGUAGGAGUUUCGUGUCUGCUCGUCCUCGAUCCCGCUUCAGCCUGGAGGAGGCUCAUUGACAGCGGGAGGGUGAAAGAGGGAAGGAGAGUAGAAGGGAAGCAAUUGGAAAUAAUCACACCUUUCCAGCUGUACUUCAAUCCAGAGUUAAUAUUUAAACACUAUCAAGUUUGGAGAUUAAUUACAAAUUUCCUGUUUUUUGGUACAGUGGGAUUUAAUUUUUUGUUUAAUAUGAUAUUCCUAUAUCGAUAUUGUCGGAUGCUUGAAGAAGGGUCAUUCAGGGGUCGAACUGCAGAUUUUGUCUUUAUGUUUCUCUUUGGUGGAUUUUUAAUGACUAUCUUUGGCUUGUUUGUCAAUCUAGUGUUCUUGGGUCAGGCCUUUACUAUAAUGCUCGUAUACAUAUGGAGCAGGAGAAAUCCUUAUGUCAGGAUGAACUUUUUUGGGCUCCUUAAUUUUCAGGCUCCAUUCCUGCCCUGGGUGUUAAUGGGCUUCUCAUUGUUGCUUGGGAAUUCAAUCAUAGUGGAUUUGCUAGGAAUCGCUGUUGGCCAUAUCUACUAUUUUCUGGAAGAUGUGUUUCCAGACCAACCCGGUGGAGGUCGCCUGCUCAGGACUCCAAAUAUUUUGAAAGCUGUUUUUGACAUUCCUGAAGAAGAUCCCAACUACAACCCACUGCCCGAGGACCGACCUGGAGGUUUCAACUGGGGCGAGGGACAGCGACUUGGGGGCUAGUCACAAACCAACUGCGAACAACAUGCUCUCUGCAGGACCUCCAAGGAUGUAUUUGUUCUCUUUUGCCUUCCUACUGCCCCCCCAUCACCCUGGUUUGGUUCAGUUCAAUAAAUGCCACCUUGCAGAUUGCCAAUGAUCCACGAAGCAGCAAACACUUCAUGGAUGAUGGAUACCUGUUGACUUUUGAGGGUGAAUUACAAUUGGCCAACAGUGCCUAGAGCUUUGUCUGUUAUACUGGAAACAUUGACCUUCCAGUGAGAUUUAUUCCAUCAAACUGAGUGUUCACAUUAAUUGUCUCUUGGAAGAUCAAAUCUCUGAGGUUACAUUCAUUUAGUUGAAUGGGUAGCUAUAAUUUUUAUAUAACUGGUUUUAAUGAACAGUUGCUGACUGCUGAAAGAAUUCUUUUACAAUGAACACAGAGUUUAACCCAUCAACCUCACUCUGAUCUGAGACAUCAAAUUCCUGAACAAAACGCCAGCAGAUGGAGUCUUUGAUCUGUACUCAGCAGGGCUAAUACAGGAAUGUGUUACCUAAGCACAGUCGGCGUCAGCUAUCUUUCGAUCAGUAUGUUUUGUCAGUCACACAAGUGUACAGCUAAACCCUGUAGAUGUCAGUCUAAUCAGUAUUGGUUAAACAGAGUAACCCUUUGCUGUUGCACGCUCUUUCCCUGUUUCAUGCUGGUGAUUACACUCAUCUAAGAGUGUAACCUGGCCAAACACACCACAGCAAGCCACCGUAAUCUGAGGACAUCUUCAUAUCCUUUUCAGUGUCACAGUGCCUGGCAUCUAGGUAACAUAUGCCCGUGGCUAGAUCGAGGUAGAAUACAUUUGUUUGUGAUAUGUUAGCCAUGAGGUUCACAGUCCCACACUGCACAAUGGAGUGUAAACUGCUGCCUUGACUCAUGGGAAGGGUAUGUAAAUGUACUUGCUAGUAGAAAUAUUAGCAGAAAGCAGAUGUAUCUGAGCGUUUCAGAUACCUCACAUAUAAUGGGAGGGUGAGAUGAUGCUUCUGUAAACUCAUUCUCCAUUAAAUUCUUACACAUAAAUUAGCAGCACCCAGCUGUACAGGGGUAUCUGAAACAAACUGACUGCACAUCUGAAUAAGAAGAAUGCCUGGUCUGUAUUGAAACAGCCACACUUUGAUUAACUCCAUUAAACAGAGUGUGUGGGACACAACUCUUGUGUUUGCAAUUUCCCACACCAAUCUUCACUGAGUUGAUGCCCGUACUGAGGGAGGCUGAUGCCAGGUUGGGGUUCCCAGCACUUGGUUACGAAGCAGCCUUUUAGAUUCCCAGGUCCAAGAUCGCUUCAUAGGAAAUGCUGUGAGCACAAGAGAACUUACAGCAGAGGAACAAAGGGGCUGUGACAUGAGAGAAACAUUGCAAUACUAUAGGGAGAUUGAUGGGCCCUCAAACUCUGCUCCCCUCGUACAGGAGCAAAAUACUGCAGAUGCUGGAAAUCUGAAAUAAGAAAAUGCCACAAAUGUUCAACAGGUCAGGCAACACCUCUGAAGAGAGAAGCAGAGCUAACAUUGCAGGUUGAUGACCUUUCAUCUCAUGGUUUGGACACUGGAGAGAAUUCCCUUGCUCCUUGAAAUAGUGUUGUGGGAUCUUGUAUGUCUGUGUGAGAUUCUGUACCCCACAGGCCUGUAUCUGGUACCAAUAGGCCUGUCUCUGGAAGGUUGAAACAUUUUAAUCAAUUCGCACUUGUGCCAAAUCUAAAGUACUUUGGAUGUUUUUAAUCAUAAAAUUUGAUUCCCAUAAACUGUGAUGCUUUGAUAA
Molecule: messenger RNA, 2631 nt
Organism: Carcharodon carcharias (great white shark)
Lineage: Eukaryota; Metazoa; Chordata; Chondrichthyes; Lamniformes; Lamnidae
Gene: derl2
Product: derlin 2
Exons: 7
Coding region: 33-851 (272 amino acids)
Biological process (GO): endoplasmic reticulum unfolded protein response
Cellular component (GO): endoplasmic reticulum membrane; Hrd1p ubiquitin ligase ERAD-L complex
Molecular function (GO): misfolded protein binding; ubiquitin-specific protease binding
Source: RefSeq, a predicted model, not a curated record